AACAACUCAUUAAAAUCAACAAUGAGCUAAAAACAAAUUAAAACACAUGAAACUACUAAAUGUCUGGAUCGGUUUGCCUAAAUAAGAAAAUGUUAAGUAAGCCCCGGAAAGAGUAUAGUGAAGACAACUGCCAGGUAUCUUAAAUAAAUAAAUUAUUGCUUAUAGAGAAAAAUACAAAGCUUAAUAUCUUUCCCCUUUUUUAACUAAACUAAGACUUCUAUUUAGAUUAUAAUAAAAACACAAAAAGGGGAGGAGAUAAAGAAAAAGAAGAAAAGAAUAGGAAACGGGUUAAAAGAGAGAGAAAGAGGAAUUAAAGACACCUGCCAGAUAUCAAUAGGCAGAGAGUUGUAAAGUGUAGUUGAUGCCACACUAAAAAAUCAGUUUGAAAUGAUGUACAUGGGGAUUGUGUGUUCAUGUCGGAUCACAUAUAGGGGGAACAUGGGGGUUGCAUUUGUUCCUGAUUUGGCUGGUGGCAGAGAUCUGUUCAGUCUGAAAAUACUUUUGUUUUCUAGACCUCGCCCAGGUGAUUAAGAAGCCUCCGGACAACACUUCCUGAAGAGACUGAAUGUGACGAGGGGAAUUAGAUAUUCGGAAAUGUAAGUAGGCUCUCUUAGCAGCUCUGUGCUCUGGUUCUAACAAUAUCCAUUUGGAACAGUCCUACCAUUGGGCAGAGUGCGGAAAUUGCCUUAGGCGGCAGGUGCCGGGGAGCAGCCACGGCAGCCUCCCUGCCAUUCCCCAGUUGCUGCGUGAGAGGCAUACAUAUUAUGCAUCCCCUACACUAAUCUGCUGCCCUCAGAUUCAGCUGCUUAGUCCAACUGGCUUUUGCCAAACUCCCUCAGACAACCAAAUACCAUGAGCCAGGCCUGCUUUAGUUCAGAACAGUUCUAGGGAAUUCCUUCCUCCCCAGCCAUGGCAGUGUUUAUUUUCAAAAGACAGACCUACCUUCAACGGUUUAAGUACAGUCAUACCGCGUGUUGCGUUUGCUUCAGGUUGAGCAUUCUCAGGUUGCGUCCCGCUGCGACCCGGAAGUACCGGAAAGGGUUACUUCUGGGUUUCGCUGCUUGCACAUGCACAGACGCUCAAAAUGAUGUCAUGCACAGAAGCGGCGAAUCGUGACCCGUGCAGACGUGGGUUGCGUUCUGCUCAGGUUGCGAACAGGGCUCUGGAAUGGAUCCUGUUCACAACCAGAGGUACCACUGUACAGUAAUACCUCUGGUUAUGUACCGUCCUCCUUGUGAAUGCUUCGGGUAACAAGCUCCGCUAACCUGGAAGUAGGUGCACCUGGAGGCGAACUUUUCCCCGGGAUGCAAGUGGAAGUUGUGUGGCAGCAGCGUGGCGACAGCGGGAGGCCCCAUUAGCGAAAGCGCGCCUCAGAUUAAGAACAGUUUCAUGUUAAGAACGGACCUUCGGAACAAAUUAAGUUUGCAACCAGAGGUACCACUAGUUACACGGGUUACAUACAUUUCAGGUUACAUAUGCUUCAGGUCACAGACUCCGCUAACCCAGAAAUAGUGCUUCAGGUUAAGAACUUUGCUUCAGGAUCAGAACAGAAAUUGUGCUCCGGCAGCGCAGCGGCAGCAGGAGGCCCCAUAGGCUAAAGUGGUGCUUCAGGUUAAGAACAGUUUCAGGUUAAGAACGGACCCCCGGAAUGAAUUAAGUACUUAACCUGAGGUACCACUGUACUGGGAGCCAAUGCAGGUCUCUCAGGGCCGGUGUUAUAUGGUCUCGCCGGUCACUCCCAGUCACCAGUCUAGCUGCUGCAUUCUGGAUUAAUUGGAGUUUCCAGGUCACUUUCAAAGGUAGCCCCACGUAGAGUGUGUUGCAGUAGUCCACUCUGGCGAGAUAGUCUGCAGGCAGGAAUGGUCUCAGUCUGUGUACUGGAUGGAGCUGGUGGUCCAACAUCUUAUGAAGGGCCACCGGUUCCCCAUCCUAGAGGGCUAAGGUAGACUAAGCUCAGUAAAAUAAGGUGGCGUCACAAGCCCCGUUCCUCAGCUUUCCCCCACUCUGUUCAAGGUUGGGAAGACUGCGGGCCCUCCUUUCAAGUAGGAACACCAAUGCUGCUCCAGCGGAGGAGGAAAGUGUAAGUGCUCCCGAGAGAGAUCCUGAUGUUUCCUUGGAGACCCUUCCCAAGGGCAGGCCAUGCACGGCCUACCACAGGAUGCAAGCUGUGGGCCCUGAAUCCAAGGAUCAGAAGAAAGGGCCUUCCAAAUCCUGGAGGUUUCGCCUUUGCAGAGCACACAGGGAUGUUUCGGUAGGGGAUGGGGGAAACAGAAGACUGCUCUGGGACUGCUGUGGGAACUGCAAGACCAGCCCCCAAAGCUUUAAACCACUACAGGAGAAGCAAGACCCAGUAAUGGAGAAGAAGCAACCCAACGUUGAUCGGCUCGAUGUCCGUGCCCUGACAACCCACAACUCACUAGUACUUGUGAGCACCACCCCAGAGAGCACAAGUACAAUUGGGGGUACUAUAGGUAAGGAGGUGCCGGGGGGGGUUAAAGUGGGUUGUUCAGACAAAAGCCAAGAAUCUGGUGAAUUGGGUCAGUCACAAAGACUGAGGCAGAGGGGUGGGGCCUGGUUGCAAGGGGUUUUUCCAUUGCAAUGAUGGCACCAAAUGGUCCUGUUCAAGGAAGGGUUGUUUUCCCAAUGGGCAAGGAGAAAUUAAAUAUCUAUACUUCUUCUUCUUCUUCUUCUUCUUCUUCAUUUAUUACAAGAAUUUAUUUAAAAAGUGGUAAAAAGAAAAGAAAAAGAAAAACAUGAAUGAAAAUAAAAAAACAGCAACAAUUUGUUGUUGACAAAGAACAGCUGGAUAUAUAAAGGGCCUCAUCAAACCUAAAUCCGGCCCUGGCUGCACCCCUUUUUGAUGAAGUAUGGAAAUACUGGUUUUCCAGUGCUGUUUUGACAUGAGUGCUGUGGGUGCCAGCCUAAAAUGACUGCCCUGGGCAGCAAAAAAAGAAAGAGGUUCUUGUACUCCAGGAGUACCCACUACAAAGGCCCACUAAUCUGCUUCUACCAUAUCUUUUGCUGUAGUUUCGUCAUUCAGUACCUUGGAAUCUACGAUCCAGUCGAUGCCCUCGAUCUAUUCAGAGAUGGGGACCUUAUCAGAUCUUGACAUCAUCGUUAAUAUGAUGGAAACACCUAAUUGUGAAGAACAGGUACAAAUUUCCCCUUCCUUCCUUCCUUCCUUCCUUCCUUCCUUCCUUCCUUCCUUCCUUCCUGCUUUUGAAGCAAAACUUGUGUUUGCAGGAUCCUGAGCACAUGGUCACUCCCACACCAUGCACUGAAUGAUGAUGAUGAUUUUAUUAUGUAUAUCCCACCCGCCUGGCUGGCUUUCCCCAGCCACUCUGGGCAGCUUACAGAACACACACAAAAUUGUAAAAUGUACACAACUGUCAUAGACAGGUGACUGCAAUUAUUGAUUUCAUAUAUAUAUAUAUAUAUAUAUAUAUAUAUAUAUAUAUAUAUGAAGAGUUUGGAUUUGAUAUCCCGCCUUUCACUCCCUUUAAGGAGUCUCCCUUUAAGGAGUCUCCUUUUAAGGAGUCUCAGUGAUAUAUCAGAAAAAAUAGCAAUCUGGGGAAAACCCAAAUUCCUGUUAGCUCCAUUUGAGCACUAAAGAGCAGUACUCUUAAACCACUUUAACAAUCGUGGCUUUCUCCCAAAGAAUCCUGGGAAUUUCUUAAGGGUGACAACUUCAUGGAGUUAAUAAAAACUUACCAGUAAGAAAGACCACCAGGAUAAAAUACUGUUUUCAUUUCCCAUCAACCCAUCCCUUGCAUCAGAAAUAUCCCAGAACCCUUAAGAAACUGUGAAAGUGGUGAAGCAUAAAACCUAAGACAGAUAUUGGGAAGCUUUGGUCCCCCCAAAUGUUGCUGAACUAUAUUUCCUGGCCAUUGACUAUGCUUGCUGGGACUGGUGGAAGUUGAAGUUGAGUCUUGAGGGCUGCAUAAAAUGUAGCUAAGCAAAAAAUUGAAACAAGGAUGCGCUGUCCAGACAUAUUGCUACUCUCUCUGAUAGUGACUCCAGGAGCUCAGUGCCAACAACACUGCAGCUGAAAUGGAGCCGCUAAAAAAAGGAAGGGGGUGUCUACACAUUCUCAGGGGGACUCUGAGAAUUUCAGGUUAUGCCCAGUAACCCAGGAAUGCCGAGAGCUUGGCAAGGUGGGGAGGGCAGUAACUCAAGGUGGAGACAGAACAGCUUGCUGGAGAACGCAUGGCUGGCUCCAUUAGGAAUCAUAGAAUCAUAGAGUUGGAAGAGACCACAAGGGCCAUCGAGUCCAACCCCCUGCCAAGCAGGAAACACCAUCAGAGCACUCCUGACAUAUGGUUGUCAAGCCUCUGCUUAAAGACCUCCAAAGAAGGAGACUCCACCACACUCCUUGGCAGCAAAUUCCACUGUCAAACAGCUCUUACUGUCAGGAAGUUCUUCCUAAUGUUUAGGUGGAAUCUUAUUUCUUGUAGUUUGGAUCCAUUGCUCCGUGUCCGCUUCUCUGGAGCAGCAGAAAACAACCUUUCUCCCUCCUCUAUGUGACAUCCUUUUCUAUAUUUGAACAUGGCUAUCAUAUCACCCCUUAACUUCCUCUUCUCCAGGCUAAACAUGCCCAGCUCCCUUAGCCGUUCCUCAUAAGGCAUCGUUUCCAGGCCUUUGACCAUUUUGGUUGCCCUCCUCUGGACACGUUCCAGUUUGCACUCCCAUUAGGAGGUGAGAGUACAGUGCAAUAUUUUAUUGCAGGCUCUGCUUCUCAUUAUAUAUUGUGGAAAUGCAAUGUAUCAAAGGACAGGUUUUAUAGUGAGGGGGGAGGAGAACUGAGGGGGGGGGGAAUCGCAUCUGGCAACCAAAGCACCCCUUUGGUUUCAGGUAGUACAUGGGUAGACAAGUCUAAAAAGCCCAUGGCACACAUUUUCACAGCCCUCCAGCAUAGAGCUUUCCAAGUUGUGUAUCGCAACACAUUGGUUUGUCAGCUGCAGUGAGCAGGUGUGUCGUGCGAACGCUCCCCACACUCCUCCUGGGGCUGGAAAGGGGUUAGUUUAAGCUCCGGUUUGCUAGUGAAACUGAAUUACUGUGUCAUAAAAUGAUGCAUGUCUAAAAGGUGUGUCGCCAACAUGAAAACUUUGGAAAGCUCUGCUCUAGUGGCUACGGUGGCUCAUUUAUACUGGAUUCUGACCAAACUAAGCCUCCUGGUGUAUAUUUUGCUUUAGGAAGCUUAGUUUGGUCAGAAUUGAGUAACAGCAACUCAGCUGUUGGGUGGUCAGGUGGCAGCUGUUGCUUACCAUGCCAGCAGCUCCUGGUUCAGGCUGCAAUUGCCAUAGUUUACAUAGCCAAAACAGCAUCAUCCACAAAGAAGUUAGCCCCAACAUUUGCCAAAGUACAAAAAAAAGGUUUUACAAAAACACACACACCCUAAGGCAGGCUUCCUCAAACUCGGCCCUCCAGAUGUUUUUGACCUACAACUCCCAUGAUCCCUAGCUAGCAGGACCAGUGGUCAGGGAUGAUGGGAAUUGUAGUCUCAAAACAUCUGGAGGGCUGAGUUUGAGGAAGCCUGCCCUAAGGGGAUCCCCCUACUCAAAAAAAACCAGCCCAAUAAGGAUACAGCAUGCUCAGUGGCCAUGGAAUGAUGAUGGAGAUUUGUGGGUGGAGGAAAUGGAAAAUGGGAGAAGGGGAAUGGAAUGGAGUGGGGUGGUGGGAAUGCUGGACAGUGUCACUCUGCGCUGCAAGACUUUGUUGCCGUUCCCACAUAGGAGUAGGGGCAGCUUGAAUGAAUAAUAUUUUCCAGAGUAUCCUGGACAACAAUGAGGAGAAAAUUAGCUUCCUCCGUGCCCUUUCUGCUAGUUGCAUGGCUGCGCAGAAAAGUGGCAAGGACACCUUGGAUCUCCCAUACACAAAGAAUGAAUUGGUGGAAGCACUUCUGGUAAGUGAGAUAUCUGGCACCAGGAAUCCUGUGGGGCAGAUGGGCAGCUUAAGCAUGGGGGGGGUGGACUCAAUGUUGAGGAGUACAGAAGAACCCAGGGGAAGGGAGGAGAUGUGGCUGUGGCAGAAAGGAGAGAAGUGUGCAGCCAUAUUAGAACAGGAUGGCCAGAUCUAUUGUAAAUAAUAAUAAUAAUAACAAUGAUAUCCUGAAGGUGUAAUGUCGGCUUGGAGGUUUGGGGAAGACGACUAGAUGGGGAAAAGCGACAAAUACAGCUGAGCAGUGGUGUAGCAUGAGGAAACCAUAGCGGCAGUUGCCCCGGGUGCAAGAUUGUUAUUGGGUGCAAAAUUUCAACACCCGGUGCUGCUUCGAUGCAGCUGUUUACUUCCAUCACUGGUCUCCAUUGAAAACAGUUUCUCCAUGCAAACCAGGAAGUGACCUCUCCAGACAAUGGAACAACUCUUAUUUUCUUAUCUCUGUGGCUAUAAUCUCCUGGGUGGCGCAGAUACCAUUAGGCAGUUGAAUGUGCAUGUGUAUUCCAUUUGUUGCCCUCUGCAUGGCCCCAGGCGCUGGCAACCCCUGCUACACCACUGCAGCUGAGUAAUAGAACCUGGGAGGAAAGUGUUACACAGCAAUGACUAUCCCCUUUCGUCCUACAUGUACCACUCACUCCCAGAUGGUGAUGGAGACACUGCCUGUUCACUCUGUGCCAUCGUUCCUCCUGUCCUGCUCAAUGCUCACGGUCUACAACCUCAGGUACCAAGUCAACCUAUGACAAUGACAUCCAGACUGGCUCUAGCACUGGUAUUUCUCAACUACAUCAUUGGGGAAGGGGGUUUUUUCCCCAGUUGCAUUUCUCACCUCCCACACCACUGCCGGAAUAAACCCAGAAAUCCUCAGCUCCACCUCAAACUACAUUUCACACAAACUUCUAUUAUUCCCUCCUGUUUGUUUUAAAAACCAAAUGGGUUUCUGGUUGUUAAGGGUGCUGGGAAUUGUAGCUCUGUGAGGGGUAAACUACUGUUUGGGGAAACCCAUGUGUUUUAAAUGUGCAUUAAAUAUAUGGUACUGAUGUGGCUAUGUGCUUCUCUUCAUUGCUUCCUCUUUCAGUCAGUGUCCCUUGUGACUUCUUUUGGUUUGUACCAUCACUGUUAUACUGAUGAUAUUCAGUUCAGAUUUUCCCAUGCCUUUUCUUGCUUUGUUAUGGUCAUGCUCCAGACUCCUCUUGGAUGAUAAUCUUUAAACUACAAAUGUGCACUAGAUUAAAUUAUUUUUUCUUAAACCCAAGCCCUUUGUUUUGUCUGCUCCUCUUACUUUCUUCCAAGGGCGCUACUCUAAAUUCUUCUUUGCAACUCUAAAGUUUUCUCCUAUAGCUCAUAUUCCCAAUCUAGACAAAUCCUGUUGAUUUAGAAUGCUGCUUAGGGAUGUCGGUUUUUGGCGCCUGCAACAUGGGUGCCUCAUUUAGAAUGCUUGAAAGCAGGACUGUGCUUAUCCGGGUUCUGCAAACUGCCUCCUUCCCCAGCCCAUGACACCACAGCAACUUAUCUCAGGGCAGGAGACAGGCAGAGAAAACUUCAGGCACUUCCAAUCCAUAGGAUCCUCAGCCAGGAAAGUGGUGCUCAGCAUAUAGUUCUCAUUAAGGAGAAAACCCCACAUACCUUUUUCUUUUCUUUUUUUUUUUAAAUGAUAUUUAUUGAGAAUUUUAAAAUUACAAACAAAACAAAGAGAAAAAGAAGGAAAAAACAAAGAAAGAACAAAUAGCAAUUAAACAAUACAAAUCGAUAAAAGUCAAAGUCAAAAAACAAAAACAAAACACAUAACACAUCAAAGUCAAAAAGCAAAAAUAAGCCAAAAAAAUAUAUAUUUAAAAACAGAUCCAGUAUUCCAAAUCCUUAACUUUCAUUACCUUAUUUCAUCGACCUCCUCACACCUCCCUUUUUUGUAUUCUAGUUGUUGAUUAUCACAGCAAAUCCUUUCCAUUUUUCAUAAUAUUCUGUCAUUAAAUUACCUUAAUCUAUUUUAAACUUAUCUUACCAUAAAAAACCCUAAAACUUAAAACUUAAAUCUUAUUUAUACCAAUUUCUCAUAACCGUAGCAUAUUCUUACAUAAUUCUUUUUAACAUUUCUGCUAAAGCCAAAUAAUUUCAUUCCAACAUUUUUCUAAUACUCAUUAAUUUUACAAAACAUUCCUAAGUAAAAUAAACUUUCUUCCAAUCUUCAUCCAACGUCUCUUCCUCCUGGUCUCGGGUUUUGUCAGUCCUUUCUAUCCCAUCCAUCUAGUUCAUUAACCUGGUAACCUUAUGUCCGAGGCCCUUAAGUCUCUUCCAUGUCCCUUCUGCAGAUCUUCUUCAUAUUUAUACCUGUACUUUACUUUGUCUUCUGCUCCUUUCACUCGUGGAGACUCCAGCUUGGCAAUAUUUUUGUCCCUUCUCGACAGAUCAGCCCCUUUUCCAUAGUCAACACUAAACUCCAUGUGGUAUUUAAAAGCAUGUUUCAAAGUCCCUCCAAAGUUAAGGACCCCCACAACUCCGAACUCCUCCCGGCCCAAAGCUAGACUUGAAAAGUCAAAACAUCCCUGCAUAGGGGGGUCUAUCCAGCCCCCCAUUUCCAAGCCAAGCAAGACUCUAUCUCUCCAAAUCUGGCUUUUUCCAGGUUCAUUCGUCAGAUCCAACAACUCAUGUUGCUGCUGGGCCACAGUUCCCUCCAUCUCUGCCUCCCGAGGUCCAGCCACAACCUCCUCCCUCAUCUGAUCUGUCAGAGCACACUCCUGGAUUAAUUCCUGAGUGGGUUCUAUAUAGAUACCCACUACCUGUCCAAAAUUUCCGAUCGCAACAGUCAUCAAAUCCGUCUUCUCAUGUAACUGUUCCAAUAAAGCACUUGUCUUACAGAAAGCACGCACCAGAGCCUCCGAGUACAUUCUUGUGCAAGGUCAAAGUCUGAUCCCACGAUCUUAAUCUAUUGCAGCUGCAAAGCUCCCUAGUUCAGAUUUAAUAACAGUUUCACAAGCUCCCUCUAGGGGAAAAGCUUCUAUUUGUAUCCAUCUCUUUUUUUUAUAUAUAGCAGAUCUAACAACAAAGUUUCCUUUUUCAGAUAUUUUGUCAAUAUUUUGUUCCUUUUAGAUGCGAAGGGGAACAAUGGAGUCACUAUGUUUCUCUUCUUUUAACUGUCUGUCAAAAACGUUUGUCUAUAGUCAAUGAACUUCCCGAGGACGUCUGUCCUGACACCCCGCUCCCAGGUUCAAGACGGUGGAAAAUUACUUUUCUUUACACUCUCUUCUGCAGGUUUAAACAGUCCAGAAAAAAUCCCCCCUCUUCUCCUGCUUCCAAGGGGGGUUCAGUAAUUUUAGAUGAUGAAAAUUGAUCCUUUACAGACAAUUUUCUUAACUCUAGCUUGCCGUGUCUUUGCUUUAAUCUAUCUACAAAAAGUGGAAGGCUGACUUCCUGUUUAGACCUUCCCACUUCAGCGCUAAAUUAGAAGAAAUUUCUUAAUCCAAUUUUCCGUUCUACUCACGGGUCGUUGUUUAGAGUCCAAUUGUCCACAGGAAAAAGUCAGCGCUCUCCGGCAACAGCCAUGCGGCUUCACUCCGUGAAAGAAGCAGUCGAUUCAAGGCACCACGCCGCUCACCCCACGUCGCUCCGGAUCCCCGAAACUGGGUCUCCCCGCGAGUAGGGGGGCGCAAAAGGUGCCAACCGAAUCCCACGUCCACAGGCUUCUCCCGCUUGUGGUUUUUAAUGGAUCUCCGCCUCGCCGUGGCGGUUCAGACCCUUUUUUCCACGGAGCGGAUUCCUCCCGAUCGGAGGAAAUCCGCCAUUGCCAGAGGCGCCAACCCGGAAGUCCCCCCACAUACCUUUUUCUUGGACAUAGCUCAGCUGGUUAGAGCGCUGUGCUGAUAAUGCCAAGGUUGCAGGUUCGAUCCCUGUAUUGGAUAGCUGCAUAUUCCUGCAUUCAAGGACUAGACCAGGGGUUGUCAACCUGGUCCCUACUGCCCACUAGUGGGUGUUUCAGGAUUCUAGGUGGGCAGUAGGGGGUUCUACGGCACAAGCUGAAUCUUGCUUCCAUCGAGCACUGGUGGGCGGUAAGGAAAUUUUAGCAUCCAGAAAGAUGCAUUAGUGGGCGGUAGGUAUAAAAAGGUUGGCUACCCCUGGACUAGAGGAUCCUCAGGGUCCCUUCCAACUCUACAGUUCUCUGCUUCUCAGUGGGAUUUGCAGACAGAGCAUCAUGAUCUCUGGUGAGAGGGCAGAAACUUGCCAUUUCCAGGCAUGUGCAGCAUCUACAUGACAUUGUUGGCUUAUUUAGGAGAACAUGGAGGAAAAGACUCCAUGGAGGAAAGAGGUGCCCCCCCCACUUUUAAAGGGAGAACAGAAUUUGCAUUUUUCUCUAUUUCACAGCCCCUCCUCUCAACCAGCAUAAUAACCAGUUGCUUUUCCUUUGGUCCUGCCAGCAAAAUGAAGCCCCCAUUUGAUCCUGAGCAACUGUCUGGUAUCUUGCGGCUGGCUCUCCAUGGCAUUUUCAACAUGGAAACAGAUUUGGAAAAUCCUCACAGCCAGGUAAAUUCAGGGUUUCUUAUAAAUACUGGGGAAAGAGAAUAUUCUCUUUCUGGCUCUGUGGUGCACCGUCCCUUUAGUUUUGCUCAUAUUGCUGAGAGACAGUCCAUCCUCAGGGCUACAGCAGGCAGGUGUAAGUAUCAGAAAAAUAAGGAUGGGGAGUUGUUUGGCUGCAUCACACAUUCCAUCUUGUUACUGAGCUACACGGUUUUCUGUAGCCUAUCUGCAUAUAUUUUUCCACUUGAACUGCUGCAGACUUCUCAUUUUUUGCGUCUCAUGACAUUUGAGCCCACUGGGUAGGCAAACUAAGGCCCGGAGCCUGGAUUUGGCCCAAUCGCCUUCUAAAUCUGGCCUGCGGACGAUCCGGGAACCAGUGUGUUUUUACAUGAGUAGAAUGUGUGCUUUUAUUUAAAAUGUGUCUCUGGGUUAUUUGUGGGGCACAGGAAUUUGUUCAUCCCCCAAAAAAAUAUAUAGUCUGGCCCCCCACAAGGUCUGAGGGACAGUGGACUGGUCCCCUGCUGAAAAAUUUUGCUGACCCCUGAUCUGGGUUAUACCUCCACUGCUGAAGCCAGUGCGCCUCUGAGUACCAGUUUCUGGGAGGAACAAUGCUACACUAAGGUCCUUCUUGUGGGUGUCCCAUAGGCAUCUGGUUGGGAAGAGGAUGCCAGACUAGGUGGACCUUUGGUCUUCUCCAUCAGAACGCAUCUUAUGUUCUUACCUGCCAACUGAGGACAACCUUUCAAGUAUCUGAUGAAGUGGAACUCUGGUCCACAAAAGCCACAGGACUCUGUUGUUUCCCCUGCAACAGACUUAACAUGGGCACUCCUCAGGAAGUGGCAGUCUGAUUGUCAUCUUAUUUGUUAGUGGGCAAAGGAAUUCAGCCUCUACACCAGGAGUGGCUAACCUAUGGUCCUCCAGAUCAUCUUUGUUGGACUACAACUCCCAACGUUCCUCGCCAUUGUUCAUGCAGGCUGGGAAUGAUGGGAGUUGAAGUUCAGCAACAUCUAGAGGGACACAGGUUCCCCACUCCUGCUCUACAAAUGAGCCCAGGGUUUGCCAAACUUGGGUCUCCAGCUGUUUUUUGGAUACAGUUCCCAGAAUCCCUGACAACUGGUCCUGCUAGCUAGGGAUGAUGGGGGCUGUAGUCCAAAAACAGCUGAAAACCCAAGUUUGCAAAACCCUGCACUAGCCUUUGGCUCUCUUUCCCUUCAGGCUCUCUACCAGUCGUCUGCAGACACAAUGGAGAUCAUGCUGAAGGGCUUGCUGUCUGAGGUUCCAACUACAAGCCACCUGCUGUUUAUUUUGAAGGUGAGUGGGUUAAAGGGAAGAGAGUGGCACUUUAUCUUGCCACUUAUACGAUGGAGAAUCUGGCAGGGAAAGCAUUUAUGAAUAUUUGCUUAAUGUAUUUAUAGCCAGCUGUUCAUUGUUCACAUAAAUCCCAGAGAAAGAGAGAACGAGAACACAAUAAACAAUGUUUCAUGUAAAUACAUCUCAUGGGAAUAUAGUUUUCAUUGUAGUAGGCAUUAUUUGAGUCAGCAGCAUCACCCGCCAGGCAACAGUAUAGCAACAUGGCUCAAGUCGCAGUGGUGUCCAAACUUUUUUCAAAGAGGGCCAGAUUUGAUGAAGUGAAGGGCCAUGAGAGCCGACCAAAGGGCUGACCAAAGUUGUCAACCUUUAUGAUUUUACCCCAAAGUUGUUGCGCUUUUUUUAGGGGCUGGGUUAAACUGACCAGCGUGCUGGAUUAGCCCCCGAAAUGGACUUUGGACCUGGCUGGCUUAAGGGAUGCAACAAACCAGCAUCAGCUUGACGAAUGCAGAGUCCAUUUAUAAUUUUUCAGGAUCAAAUGACAGGGCAGAGAGGAAGAAGAGAUGUUUGUGGGGACACAGUUGUCAAUGUGUGGUGUGUAAGUCUCAGGCCAGGUGUUGCAGUCAUUCUGAGCUGCUGCUUGCUUCCUCAGCACAUCAACUUCUGGAUUCAUUCCAACGAUCCCCAAGAGAGGUAUAGGUCUGUCCUCUGCAGCACCACUGUGUUGCGACAUGCUCUUCUGCUGCCAGAUUUCAACGUGAGUACCCCCAGAACCUGGCUCAAUACGGCAGCCCCGAUUAGGAGAUAUGAGUUUGAUGUUUUAUUAUGCUUUUAUAUUUGUUCGAAGCUGUCCAGAGUGGCUGGGGCAACCCAGACAGAUGGGUGGGGUACAAGUAAUAAAAUGAUUAUUAUAUUAUUAUAAGUACUAGGCGAAGCGGAUCCAACCUGUCAUUUCCCCUUCUCCAUGUUCAUGGGAAUGUGUCCACAGCAAGGAUUCCUGCUAAGGACCUGUCUUCCUCACAGGCUAGGGUAAUAAUAAUAAUUAUUAUUAUUAUUAUUAUUUAUUUAUACCCCACCAUCUGGCUGGGCUUCCCCAGCCACUCUGGGCGGCUUCCAACAAAAUAUUAAAAUACAGUAAUGCAUCAAACAUUAAAAGCUUCCCUAAACAGGGCUGCCUUCAGAUGUCUUCUAAAAGUCUGGUAGUUGUUGUUCUCUUUGACAUCUGGUGGGAGGGCGUUCCACAGGGCGGGUGCCACUACCAAGAAGGCCCUCUGCCUGGUUCCCUGUAACUUGGCUUCUCGCAGUGAGGGAACCACCAGAAGGCCCUCGGCGCUGGACCUCAGUGUCCGGGUAGAAUGAUGGGGGUGGAGACGCUCUUUCAGAUAUACUGGACUGAGGAUGUGAAGAGUAGAGCUCAGUUGAAACAAGGGGAGAAGCAGACCACAAAAUAUGGGUGGAGAUCUCUGUUGUCUUCUGUCCCUGCAGAAGUCUACUGAGCUUCCUGCCUUGGGACACCACGUGGCACAGUUUGGAAUCUGUAUCACAGAUACGAUGGAAGAUGUGAGCAACCAGGCCAGGUUGACCAUCAGCUGCCUUUAUGAGCUGCUCCUCGAUCAGAUGGGUAAGUUGGUUUGAAAACAUGAGACCAGCAGCCCCUUGUUGGGAGGCCACAUAUGGCUUCCAAUGACUGAUAAUACAGUGUCAUUAAAAUCCAUAUACAGUGUCUCAUCCCUUUAGAACAUUUUCCAUUAAGGAUGUAUCUCCUCAAGAUGUUUCAAAGCGAGUUGGAGAUGCAUCUGAACCAUGGACAUUUUUAUAUCAUAAUUUCGUUAUAAAUCAUAAGUGUUGUGUGUAUUGCAAUUUUAUGUUGUGAACUGCCUUGAGAUCAACAGGUGAAGGGUGGUGUGCAAAUUUUACACACACACUGACCUAGUCAAGGCUACUCAAAUUAUUUUGACAUUAGAGGCUGAAAAUCCCACAACUCUGUCUUCCUAGGAGUUAAAAGCACAAGUUGUGGUAAAUUAAAUAGCUCGCAGUUUCAUGACACCCACUAUCAGUUGCCUUGGUGACCCCCUCAUUCUUCUUAAUAUUAGGACCUGUUUCUAACCCUAAGCCUGCCCCUACCUUCACCUAUCCUACCUUCACCUACCUGUGCUUAAGGUAGGGCAGUGCAUGCUUAUCACAUCUUAUAAACUCUUUCCAGGCUUAUUGUUUCAGCACUGUAAAGGUAAAGGUACCCCUGACCAUUCAGUCCAGUCGUGGACGACUCUGGGGUUGCGCGCUCAUCUCGCUCUAUAGGCCGAGGGAGCCGGCGUUUGCCCACAGACAGCUUCCGGGUCAUGCGGCCAGCAUGACUAAGCCACUUCUGACAAACCAGAGCAGCACACGGAAACACCGUUUACCUUUCCGCCGGAGCGGUACCUAUUUAUUUACUUGCACUUGAAGUGCUUUCAAACUGCUAGGUGGGCAGGAGCUGGGACUGAACAACAGGAGCUCACCCUCUUGUGGGGAUUCAAACUGCUGACCAGCAAGCCCUAGACUCAGUGGUUUAGAUCACAGCGCCACCUGUGUCCCAUUCAGCACUGUAGCAUUGAGCUAAUCUCCUCACCCAUGCUGAAAGGUGUCAUUGUUCUAGUUUCUCUUAACUUGUAUAGAUCCCAGAGGCCAAAGUAUCCCACAGGGAUUAGGACUUAACUGAGAAAUGAUCUCCCUGCUUUUCACAUAUUAAUUCUUCUACAAGAAAGCUGAUACCUGCAAAAAACACACACACAAAAACCCAAAAACCUGGCAGCCUGCUCACUGUUGUGUUUCAUGCUGUCCUCGUCUUCUCCCAUAGGCCACACUCCAUAUAUAAACAUAAGCGUAGCAAUUAAGGCCACAAAGUAUUUGACAUACCUUCUCCUAACACAGAUGCAAAUCUUUAUUUCUCAAGUCUUGCUUCGGACCACUGCAGGAACAAGUGGGAUUGGACAAAUUCCCUUGUGGGGAAAUCUUAGGAUACCUCACAAUCCUUACACAGAUAGCAGUUAUCUUCCGAAGGGGACAGAAAGAUCCCAGGUCGUAAUGUCAAAGAGACCCAUUACAUAGACAGAAACAGAGGUACUUCUGCUGUCUCCCUGUCAGGGCUGAGCGUGAGUGAGGCUGAAGAACUGUGGUGCCACAGUUACGAAGACCAGAAAAUGCUGGCUUACGUGGAUUCCUGCAGGGUGGGUGAGGUAAGAACAUACCUCUGAGGCAGCAUUAAAUAUGGACAAAUUCACACCCAAUGGAAAUGCCUCAUGCUUUUCCAGAAUUAGGCUGGUGUAGAAGAGGCUCAUCCAUAAUUCCACUUUCCCCUGGGGAAAACCCGCUCUUUGCAGCUGAAUCGGAACAAACAUCAAUCGAGUUUUCGGUGAUUGAUAUUUGCCCUGAUUCAUCGCUAAAGAGUGGGUUUUCCCUGGGAAAGCCACAGGGCAAUGGGAAACCACUCGGACCCAUUCUAAGAAUGCAUAGGACAAGCUGAAGACCACUCAGACCCAUGCUUUCUAGACUCAGGACAAGCCCAAGUGUGGACAAGCCCUCAGUAUCGGUGGUGCUGAUAACAGAGCCCUCUGACCACAGCACCAUUCCUUUCAAGAAUGGUGUUGGUGGCCCUAUGCCAUAGUUUCCCAAACUUGGGUCACCAGCUGUUUUUGGACUAUAACUCACACCACCCCUCAUUAGCAGGAAUGAUGGGAACUAUAGUCCAAAAACAGCUGGAGGAUCAAGUUUGGGAAACCCUGACCCCUGCCUACCACUUUGGCAGCAAAAUGGGGCCACCAUGGGCAAGACGAUGGUUUAUGCACACUUGAGGGACUCUCUAGAUAUGUAGAAAUGUAUCUGUUUACAACCUGAAAGGGAGAGAGGGAGACUUCAUUUUAACUGGGCAUGCUUAGUAGCACCCAGGGCCCACCAGGUUUUGUGGGUUCUGGUUGUGGGGAGGAAAGAAAGGGAAAGGGAGUUAGCCUGCUUGAAAUAGAAACAUGGCACCUAAUCCCUUCCCCACGCUUUAGAAACCUACCCCACCUUUACAAGCUUGAGCAAUAAUAUACUCAGAUUUGAAAUUAGCAGCCAUCCUUAAACCAAAGCUCUUCAGACUUGUUUGGAAGAAUGGGGUAAGUUCUGCCGAGGAUGGGGGUUAGGAGAGAAAGAAGUAUGUCUUUUUCUUCCUUUCUUCUCACGAGCAAGCCCAACCAGUGCUACACAGCUCCUAAUUCCAGGUUGGGUGGAGCCCUUCACAGGAGGACUCCUAUGAAGGACACCAGAUCCCACCAGAGAACCUUUCUAUUCAUGAUUAUUUGUGCUCAUGAAGCUAUUGGGGUGGUGACACAUAAUCCUGCUUGAAGGACUGUUUGCAACUGCAAAAGUUUUGGGGGUAGUCACACUGCCCAUUUCCAGUCAGCGCACACCCCACAAUGUCUUGCUGAAAUUCCAUAGCUUUCUAUACCACAACUGUCCUGGUUUCUUGUUGUCCUGCUUUUGUUGCUCGACAGCAAUCAUGUAGUGGCACUGAGGAAGCAUCGCAGAGCAAGUUAAAGCAGAAUAAACCCACCUCCCAUGUCAAGAAUAAUAUGUCGCAGAACACAACCACAAUGACACCCAUUUGGAGGGGCCUUAGGAAAAGAAGACACUGUAACUUUUGUUAUAGAUCUCCACUUGUUCCAUUCAAAUGUACACACACACACACACACACACACACACAUAUAUAUACAUAUAUACACAUAAAUAUAUACAUGUACUUCUGCCACACUAUCUUUAAAAUGUGGACAUUUUUUAUUUUAGCUGUUCAGAAACAUCUUCACAGAAGAUCAGAAGAGAACCUUUCUGGAGACAUCUUUGCGGGCCAUUUAUAAUCCUGAGCUAAGGAUAAGAGAGGCUGGGAUCCUCCUAGUGUUUUCCCACCUGGGGAAGGCCAAUGAGAUAAUGGCGGAUAAGGUGAGCUACCAAGAUAGGCUUCCAAACAUCAGAAACUGCUUUACCACCAAGACAUCAGUUGGGCCCUGGGUAUCCGCAGUCGUGGGUGCAAGAUGGUGCCACUGCUGGCUGGACUGUAGGCUACUAGGGUGUAUGAGGUGUUAGGGGAGGGGCAGUACCUCUGGUGGGUGACGCACCUUCUUCUGGGGUACAAUGUCCACUUUUGGUCCCCACCCUGAACUCAGCUCUUACCGGUGGCUCCUAGAAGCUGUCAGCAUGCGACAGUGGCCACAUCCCAGAAAAUAGAUUUGACUGGCUGGCUAAACCAGGUGAGGAUAGCCAACAGGUCUCAAAUCAUUAGUGAGUUAGGGACUUCCCCUGCAUGUGAACACAUUCUCUGGCAGAUUGAGUGGAUGAGACCAAUAGUUGGUCCAGCGGUCAAGAAAGUAGUUUCUGCAUGUGCUGUAGAGGGAAGUGAAGAACAGAUGAGGCUCAUCCACCUGGGGAGAGGGGCCAUCUAGGAGAGGCUUCCUCAACCUCGGCCCUCCAGAUGUUUUGAGACUACAGUUCCCAGCAUCCCUGACCACUGGUCCUUCUAGCUAGGGAUCAUGGGAGUUGUAGGCCAAAAACAUCUGGAGGGCCGAGGUUGAGGAAGCCUGAUCUAGGAGAAGGAAAACUCUGAUCUUCUGCUGCCUUGCAAGAUAUUUUUGGGAGAAGAAAAGGUUAAGGAGUAAACUCUACACAAAUGCAGAGUGGAGUCCCUAAGAUGGUUAGAUGGCACCUUGUACGUCUCCCUCUGGCAACUCCUACAGCCAAUGUUUUGCUCUGCUUUCCUUUGGACCACAUCAGCAAGCAUGAGGUCUUAUCAUCUGGCCCCGGCUUGCACCUUGAGGAGGUCAUUUCAGUGCUGCUAGCUCAACUGUUUGACUUCACCCCCAAAGGCGCACUCCUGCAGACCCAUCUGUUGCCCCACCCACUCUUGGCCCCAGGAAGGUUGUCUCUGAGGCAAUGUGGCCCUCAGGCUGAAAAAGAUUCCCCACUCAAAGCAGGAGAAAAGAGAUCUCACGUCAGAGCAGAGAAACCUGACCCUUUUCUGCCCAAAGGUAGCCUGAUGCUUGCCGUUGUUUCAUCUUUCCAGGCAGAAGACGUAGCGGAGAAGAUCUACCAGCAGAUCUACAAGCUGCAGAUACUCAGAGAGGUGCCAGAAGCAUUGCAAUGCUUCUUUCCAAGCAGAGGUAAUGCUGUCAGACUCAAGAGAGAAGAACAGAGCAUGUACUUAGCUUGGAAGGUUCCAGGUUUAGCACUCCAACCCCCAAUAUUUCCAGUUAAAAGAGUUUGAUAGUAGAUAAUGGGAACGGCCUCUCUCUGCACAAGAGCUUGGAGGCCUGGUGGCCUUCAAAGUAGAUUACACUGUGUUACCUAAGCAAAUAUUAUUGCCUGGUAAACAGCAGUUUCCAGUCCAUAAUUGGGAAAUGGGAAAGGACAAUGUCAAGCUAAGAGAAUAACAUGAUAGUUUAGUCGUGCAGUUGGGAUUUAAGGUCUGCUUGGACUUCAGUGAGCUGUGCUUAUGCAGCAAGGAUUCAACAAGACACCCAGAAUUAAACAGGGGCAGCAAAAGGUUGACAUUUACACAUAGGGAUACUAAUUUUUAUGAAGCUUCAUUGCAUUUGAGAGCCUAACUACAUGUGAAGCUGAAUGAGCUGCUAGCAGUCACAUCAGCAUUGCUGUUUUCUGUUAAUCAACCAGGGUGGAGGGCUUACUGCAAAUUUAUUAUGCUGUUUUUGCAAUAUAGGAGGCUGUCUAAAUUGUGUAUUGCUUUGUAAUGAUCUGUUGGGUAGCUGGACUGUAAUAAAGAUUGAAUUGAAUUGAAUAUAGAAAUGACACAAGAAAACUUGUUCUGCUUAUUUGUAUCAUUUAUUAUUCCCAUAAUCCUUGUUUGUGGCUGGGGAAACCCUGUCAGAUGGGGGGAUAGAAAUAAUAAAAUUAUUAUUAUUAUUAUUAUUAUUAUUAUUCCCAAUAAAAGUUAUUCCCCCCCCCCCAAAAAAGCAAGUGUGGGGGCAAUUUUCAUCAGGACUGCAAUGUAUAGUGGAGGAGAUGUUGAACCCUUUCCCCCCAGCUGCAAAAUUUGCACAUAUAUACAGACUGGGGCCCCCCGACAUGUGUACACACACACACACACACACACACACACACACACUGCAAUAGGAAAAGUGUGUCCACUGAUCCCAGUGUUACAAACUGUACAUUUUAAUGUACUGUAAUUGCCCCUAGAACUACAUCAAAAUUUCAGUAGAAUGGAAAUAAUUCUUCUUUCUUAUAAAAGACCUGCAGCAGGGAUGGGGAAGAUGUCACCCUCCCAAUGUUAUCUGACUACAGUUGCUAUCAUCCUUGAUGCCUGGGUUAGAUAGACAGAUAAACUUUAUUCGCAUUAGCCAACGGCCAUAGCAACAUAAAACAAACAAUAUAUACAAUUAACAAUGGGUAAAAAGGGCAAUCAAAUGACCAAGAUUAUCGUUCAGAUAGUGGCCCUUAAUCUCAUUGCACCCUCGAUAAACCUAGCAACCUUUGCUGUUGUCUGAUCAUUUUGGUCUGAUAAAAGAAAGGACAAUGUGGCCGCAGAUGGUAAGUAAGAGCGGGGUGAUGAUCUCAUUCCUCAGAUCUUUAUAAAGGAGGCAGGACAGGAGAACAUGAGCCACUGUUUCCAGAUUGCCAUCUCCACAGGGGCAGAGUCGUUUCUCAGUUGGAAUCUUUUGGUAUCUGCCCUCAAGCCUGGGUUUGAUGGGCAUUGUGGUCAGACAAGAGCUGGUGAGCCACGGGUCCCUCUGAGCCUGAACUUGCAGCCUCCCCUAAACAAUGCCGUCAUGCUUAUCAUCUUUAGUUAAAUCCUAGCUUGAAUAAUUAAGUCUCCCUGUUCUACUUGUUUUUCUGACCAGGUGAAAUGAUGCCCGAGAGUGAAAAGGAUGCGCCAUAAUAUUCCUUCAGGCAAGAAGGAGAGGACAGCAGCAGAUCAGACUUCUCCUCUGUGUGUUUUCAUUCGGCCUCUUCUGCAGAGCUGGUCUCUUCUUCAACCCCAACCACUGCGGCAGAAAGGCAAAGGCAGCUGCCUAGGAACCGAGAGGGACUCCAGGGAUGGCUUCUUCUCAGAACCAGUGUUGUACCGGAUCUCAGAGCAGCACUGGCUAGAAAAUACACUUGGGAGCUUUGGAGGGGGGGCAUAUCACUGGGCGCAGUGCCAACAGACAGAGGGCAGACAGAGAUGUGUGUACCUGCUGGGCACACACCCAUAAGUGAUCCCCAAAGCAUGACACAAACUACUUUUAUUUUAUUUUUACAAUUAACUGAGCAUUGCGAUUCUUUUCUCUUGCUGUGUAUUUUGCUGUGAAUUUUUUUUUUGCUUAGGCUGGAGUUUAUCUUGUGUUGCACUGAAUUGUUUUUUUGUGUGUAAGCCAGUUUGUGUUACUUUGCAGAACAGACAUGAUUAAAAUCAAACACUGGUUAAUAAUAACAAUAACAAUAACCAUGUGGUUCUACUCAAAAAAGAAAAAACACACACAUGUAAAAACAGCCCACUGCAGGGCAGGCAGGGGAAUAAGAAAACAGGUGUGAGUAUAUGAUAUAUUUAUUUUAUUUUAUUUAUAUUUAUAUUUACCCUAUGUUUGUCCUCGGUGGCCCUUCUCAGCAUGCGCCGUCACACUGGAGGUGUGUGUUGAGUGGGAGCAUGAAACACAGGCGGUGGUUCCCUGCUUGCAGAAUCCUCUCCCUAGGAAGGCAUGCCUGGUGCCAUCGUUAGCCAUUUAUAGGUGUCAGGCAUUAAAUAUGUUCGAAUUCAAUGGUGAGAGUAAGAACAAUAAAGCUGGCAGUUGAACCACAAUGCAGAGAGGCACAGGCUUGAUUUGCUUUCUGUGCUGGACCCAAAGCUAUGGCAUUGGGUGUUGCUGUCCCCACACUCCCCAAAAAGCCAAUGGAGGAGCAAGACCUGUUGGAGUGUUAAUGCCUGGAAACGUCAUCUUUUGCUCAACCUGUAUAUCAGACCCUUCCCCAAGGACUCAGCUAUACAGCUGCAAAUAUAACGUUUUAAGUGCAUUGUACAAAUGUGACACUAGAUGGUGAUGGUGAGCUUAUGGCAAAUUCAAUAUAUAUUUUAAAAACUUUUUUUUAAAAGCAUUUUCACAGCAUUUUUUAUAUGUGUCUAGAUUCCACCCAAGUGUCCCUAUUUUCCAGGGACAGCCCCAGAUUUACAGAAGCCGUCCCGGUUUCUGAUUUGAUCCUGGAAUGUCCCGCUUUUCCUUAGGACGUCUCUAUUUUCAUCAAAAGCGUGUUGGAGGGUAAGGAGUUAUGUGUCCCCCGAACCAAGGAAAUAAGUAAUUACACAACUUUUAGAAUACAUUUGAAGGCAGCCCUGUAUAGGAAAGUUAUUUAAUGCUUUUUUAUAUUUUUAUAUAUGUUGGAAGCUGCCCAGAGUGGUUGGGGCAAUCAAGCCAGAUAAAAUUAUUAUUAAUAAUAUUAUGGAAUAGGACAUCCCUAUUUUCAUCUGAGAAAUGUUGGAGGGUAUGUUGUGUGCGUGUAAAUAAAUGAUAUAUCACAAAGACACCACUGUUUCCAGUGACCUUCAUUUGAAGGAAGCCAAACCCAAGAUAUGCGGAGAACCUUUGGGAUCUUUCAGAGACUGGGUCGUGUGUAACACUCAUGUUCCUUUGUAUCCAUUGCCAUUUCCUGUGCUACUCACAGAAUGCUACAUUAACACCUCAAAAUGCAACACUGAAGCAAGUGGGGGCUAUUCUGGCAACA
Molecule: messenger RNA, 21468 nt
Organism: Podarcis lilfordi (Lilford's wall lizard)
Lineage: Eukaryota; Metazoa; Chordata; Lepidosauria; Squamata; Lacertidae
Source: the annotation of a GenBank genome assembly